AGUGCCUGUAGACUGUAGAGUGUAGAGGGUAGUGUAGUAACUACCACACCACAGAUAUAGAUCAUAUUAAAUACUAUUUUUUUAAGUUUAAUUUAAUUUACGUAAAAUGUCUCUUAAACUUUAUCAUUAUCCAUUAAGUGCUCCUUCUCGAGCAGCACUUUUAGCAAUUAAAAACAUCGGUAUACCAGUUGAAGUAAUAGUUAUUGAUUUGAUGAAAAAAGAGCAAUUAAGUGAAAGUUUUACUAAAAUUAAUCCUCAACAUUGCGUGCCUACAAUUGUUGACGAAGAUGGUUUCGUGCUAUGGGAAAGUAAAGCUAUUGCCUGCUAUUUAGUUGAAAAAUAUGAAAAGUAUGAAUUGUACCCAAAAGACCUAAAACGCCGGGCGAUCGUCAACCAAAGGCUUUAUUAUGAGUGUUCAAUGCUGUAUCCACGUAUGAGAGCUAUAAAUUAUCCAAUACUUUUCCAAGGAGUAAAAGAAAUCAAACAAUCCUUAAAGGACGACCUUAAUUCUCAAAUGGUCUUUUUAGAACAAUAUUUGAGUAAGAGCAAAUGGGUGGCUGGGGACAAUCUAACUAUUGCAGAUACUGCUAUCCUUGCAUCUAUUUCGACUAUGGUGGAGGUAGGUUGGGAUAUGAUGGAAUAUCCUAAUAUUCUUCGGUGGUUAAAAGAUUGCGAGUCAAUCCCAGGGUAUUCUGAAAAUUUGGAAGGUGCUAAGAUGUUUGGAGCUGCUGUUAAGAAAAACUUGAAUCAAUAAUCAAUAUUUAUUUCUUAUUCAUAUGCAUAUAUUUUAUGUUACA
Molecule: messenger RNA, 797 nt
Organism: Zerene cesonia (dogface butterfly)
Lineage: Eukaryota; Metazoa; Arthropoda; Insecta; Lepidoptera; Pieridae
Product: glutathione S-transferase 1-like
Exons: 3
Coding region: 107-754 (215 amino acids)
Biological process (GO): glutathione metabolic process
Molecular function (GO): glutathione transferase activity
Source: RefSeq, a predicted model, not a curated record